AUGCGUUUGACAGCAAAUACCGCUGGUGGAAUUGCCGGAUUGGCUAUGGUGAUCAUCGGCGUUUCGACUUUUCCUUGGAUACGAAAGAACUUCUACGAAGCGUUUUAUCUCAUCCAUAUCAUUCUGUUCAUUCUCAUCCUGAUCACAGUUGCGCUCCAUCGCCCAGAUAUGACCAAAUCUACCGUGGCUAUCAUCAUAUCAACGGCCUGUCUGUGGGUCUCUGAUAGAAUCAUUCGUUUCUUGAGAUUGUGUUGGUACUUCCCCGGUAAUCGUGCAACGCUUACUGCACUACCCAACAACGCCAUUCGAGUCACCCUCUCCCGAAGUAUACGGAGUACGCCAGGCUCACACGCCUACUUGUGGAUCCCCGGGAUUCGGUUGGUAGAGACUCAUCCAUUCACGAUUGUAUCCCAAGACCCAGUUCAAUUUGUUGUCCGCGUUCACGACGGGUUCACGCAGGAUCUUUUGGCUGAAGUGUCCAAAGGCUCCCAGACCACACCAGCAGUAGCAGAGACUCAGCUGCGGUGUUCCUUGGAUGGAGGGUACGGCCAAGUGGCGGACUUCAUGCAGUUCGACCGUCUCCUUUUCAUCGCAGGUGGUAGUGGCGCUAGUUUCACGUUUGCAGUUGCGCUUGAUAUCGUCAAGAAAUGCCAGAGUUUGAAUAUGACAAAAAUGAUUGAUUUCAUUUGGGUGGUAAAGAAUACGUCAUCAUUCGAGUGGUUUGACCAGGAGCUCAGUCAACUGGGAGAGAUCCCGAAUGUGCGAAUCUUUCUCUAUGUGACACAAAAGACCGGCGACUUGGUGGUAUCACCAGAGUUGGUAGAGAAGAAUUCGACCACAUCUACCAACUUAUCGACAGACUUGAUCAGAAAUCAAGUGCCAAUGGGCGAAGUAGAGAAAGGACCGCUAUCGCCCGUGGCUGUAACGAGUCCGGAUACAAAGUUCGCGAACUCCAUACGAUCAGGCCGCCCUAGCAUUGAAAACCAUGUCAUAACUUGCGUUGAAUCCUGCAAGCCCACAGACCGAAUCGGCGUGGGUGCAUGUGGCCCUGUCGAGCUGGUUGCAUCUACGCGGAAAGCCGUGGCCCAGAAAAUAUAUGAUAACGGACCAUCAAUAACGUUGUAUACCGAAGAGUUCGGGUGGUAG
Molecule: messenger RNA, 1146 nt
Organism: Talaromyces amestolkiae
Lineage: Eukaryota; Fungi; Ascomycota; Eurotiomycetes; Eurotiales; Trichocomaceae
Exons: 4
Coding region: 1-1146 (381 amino acids)
Biological process (GO): intracellular iron ion homeostasis; copper ion import; iron ion transport
Cellular component (GO): plasma membrane
Molecular function (GO): ferric-chelate reductase activity
Source: RefSeq, a predicted model, not a curated record